ACUUCCUGCCCGGCACCGUCUGUGUCCGGGUCGUUCUCGCCGUUCGCUCCGCAGCCGAUAUCGCCCGCUCCUCGCUCUCGCUCCCCGUGCUCGCCCCCAGCGCGACACCCGCUUCUCGCACCGGGGCGGCGGCGGUGGCGUCUGCCCGCAGCGAGCGGGGUUGGCAGCGCCCGGAGGGGCUGGCCAGGAGCAGCAGCAGGAGCAGAGCGGGACGGGGGCUCCUCUCAUCUCUCCACCGCCGGUCUUGGGAGUCGGCGGCGGCCGGGGAAGUGAGCCCGGGGGGGCCUCGGCCGCGGGCCCCGGUAGCGGGGCGGCCCCGCCCCGAGGCAGGACGAUGCCGGUGAAGAAGAAGAGGAAGUCCUCGGGGGCGGCGGCGGGGGACGACACCAGCCUCAAGAAGUGUAAACUCGGCAGAUCACAAGCGUCUGGUAAAUUAAUAGGUGGAGAGGAACAUUUUUCAAGCAAAAAGUGCCUGGCUUGGUUUUAUGAAUAUGCAGGUCCUGAUGAAGUUGUGGGUCCUGAAGGAAUGGAAAAGUUCUGUGAAGACAUCGGUGUUGAGCCUGAAAAUAUUAUUAUGUUAGUUUUAGCCUGGAAACUAGAGGCUGAAAGCAUGGGAUUUUUUACCAAGGAAGAAUGGUUAAAAGGAAUGACCUCAUUACAGUGUGACUGCACAGAAAAAUUACAGAGUAAAUUUGACUUCUUGCGGUCACAGUUGAAUGACAUUUCAUCCUUUAAGAAUAUCUACAGAUAUGCCUUUGAUUUUGCAAGGGAAAAAGACCAGCGAAGUCUUGAUAUUGAUACUGCGAAGUCCAUGUUAGCUCUUCUGCUCGGAAGAACUUGGCCACUGUUUUCAGUAUUUUAUCAAUACCUGGAGCAAUCGAAAUAUAGAGUUAUGAACAAGGAUCAGUGGUACAAUGUACUAGAGUUCAGCAGAACUGUCCAUGCAGAUCUUAGCAACUAUGAUGAAGAUGGUGCAUGGCCUGUGCUUCUGGAUGAAUUUGUUGAAUGGCAAAAAGUUCGUCAAGCAUCAUAGCAAGAAUUCAAAAGAAAAUGCAAAAGUUUUUUUGGUGCCCGCCUGUACACAAAGUAAUGAGAAAAAGGAUUGCAUUUUCGUUCGUAAGAAAGACUUUACAGUAAUUUUUUUCCUUUUUAAGGAAACUUUCUUGUUACAUGUGAUAUGGGCAUUGAACCACACCUCUUCUGAGACUGAAAGUUGGAGUUCUUGUUUUGAGUCUUAUGUUUAUAGCAUUUAUUUCAGAACAAUAAAGAUUCAGAUUUGUGACAAAGGCCUAAAAGUGAAGAAUGUCCCUUGAA
This is a messenger RNA of Pseudopipra pipra, 1314 nucleotides long. It is a transcript of the gene DCUN1D5, whose product is annotated as defective in cullin neddylation 1 domain containing 5. Bases 335 to 1033 code for a protein of 232 amino acids. Gene Ontology annotation, molecular function: cullin family protein binding; ubiquitin conjugating enzyme binding; ubiquitin-like protein binding. Gene Ontology annotation, cellular component: ubiquitin ligase complex. The transcript has 8 exons. Gene Ontology annotation, biological process: protein neddylation. The record is from RefSeq and is a predicted model, not a curated record. Lineage: Eukaryota; Metazoa; Chordata; Aves; Passeriformes; Pipridae.